CGGUCCCCUCGCCCCGCCCCCGGUGCGGCCGCCUCAGGGCCCGGCGGGGCCCUGCUCCGCCGCCGCCGUCGCCAUGCCGGGCGGCGCGCGGGCUCUGUACCGGCGGAUCCUGCUGCUGCACCGGGCGCUGCCGGCCGCCCUGCGGGCGCUGGGCGACCGCUACGUGAAGGAGGAGUUCAGGAAGCACAAGGCCGCCGGGCCCGCCGAGGCCAAGCGCUUCCUGCGGGAAUGGGAGAACUAUGCAGCAGUGAUACAGCAACAAAUAAAUGAGGACAAACAAAAUUUGAGAGAAAAGGCUUUAUAUGGAAUCCAGCUCACAGAAGAAAAACUUAAUGACUUCCGUGAUGAACAAAUUGGGCAGCUGAAGGAACUGAUGGAUGAGGCUACCAAACCUAAUACAAAAAUCACCAUUUCUAAAGACUCGGAACACAAAAACUAAAAGGGUUUAAAAUUUGUUUUAAUGCAUACAGAAGUAUUUUGAAACUUCCUUUUCCAGCUGGACUGAAAUGUUUCUGUGGAAUAAUGGGCGCUGCUGCUGCCGUAACUUGUCUGAAAUGGAUGUCUCUGGCUAUUUGGCUUUCUAUGCAAGAAUAAAUGUUAUAAUGGAAUAAUCACAAAAAUUUUAUGUUCAUUGCAAUAUUUUUUUCUCCUAAUGGAAGGUGGAGACUUAAAGAAUUCGGUAAAAGUAAAUUUACACUUUUAUAAUAGAAA
Messenger RNA from Phalacrocorax carbo (great cormorant), 711 nucleotides. Lineage: Eukaryota; Metazoa; Chordata; Aves; Suliformes; Phalacrocoracidae. The record is from RefSeq and is a predicted model, not a curated record.